This is a messenger RNA of Halichondria panicea, 2331 nucleotides long. RefSeq lists its product as uncharacterized. The transcript is spliced from 5 exons. The record is from RefSeq and is a predicted model, not a curated record. Lineage: Eukaryota; Metazoa; Porifera; Demospongiae; Suberitida; Halichondriidae. Bases 109 to 2163 code for a protein of 684 amino acids.
CACAUCUAUGUGGGGGAGUUCCCCAGGUCACAUGUUGUGGUUGAUUAUGCAUCAAUUUGCACGGUGUACAAGACUGCAGCAACAACCUCCCAGCAAGAAAGGCCAACCAUGCAAUCUGUGGCUUUUGCUCUGCUUUAUGUCCUUCCAUGUCUGCUAGUCAGUGGUCAACUGAUGCAGAUAUGUGACCCAGUUGAUUUUCCAAAUUCUGGUCCUCCACUACCGGACAUCCCUAACCAGUUUGCUGCCACAAUUGAAGGUAACCUUCUUCAGAGAUCUCAGUCCCGUGUUAUCACCGAGUACUACGAUCAAGUUGGAGAUAGAGGGAAAAUUGAGACCGAUUUCAAUGGUACAAAAACGACAGGAAUUUACGAUUACACUCUUGGAGAAGUUUUCAUUAUGCCUGACCGUGACGGAAGUGAUUGCAGAGUGUACGAAACUACUCCUAAUUCUCCGUCUUUCUUGUCCCGGAUUUUUGGUUUCAACGAAAUGAAUGGCACUGUCCACAUUGGGUCACCCGCUGCUUUCCUCGAAAGAAUCCGUGAAAAUAGCUCUACCAUAUAUCAAGGAUCUGAUGUGAUUCGUGGUAUUCCUGUGUACCGUUGGCAGUCUUGUGUGGCUCUUCCCAACAACUCUUAUCUUGUCAAUUACUACUUUGCUUCUCAGUCCAACUGGACCUAUGGUGGCCAACUAGACAUGUCCGUUAUGAUCCCUGUUGAGUUUAACUUGAAUGCAAGUUUUUCCACUCCGCGUGGAGUCGAUAAUGCCUACAAUGUCUACAGUUUUAUAAACUUCCAAUCUGGGCCUGAAUCAGUUCCAGAUGACGUAUUCAAAGUGCCUUCUGGAUUGGCCUGUAAAGGUCGUUUGCCUGGACAGUCUUUGCCUACUCUUUCAGACUCCUUUUUUGCAAGAAUAGAAGUUGUAACGGAAUAUAUGGGCAGUCCUGUUGUUGCUACUAUAGAGGAAUACUAUGAUUACCAACGUAACCUGUCCCGACUUGAUUUCUAUAACCGAGAUGGUCCAACUACCUUUGUGCACGAUUUCAACCAAGGAGUGCAGUUCCAAAUCACCCAAAACACUAACAAAUGUACUGCAUCUCCUCUUUCUAAUAUUACUGGUGGAUUGCGUUUCGACUUUGAUAUCAACUCAGACACACCCCACAUUGCUUCACCCAAUCAGUUGAAUCUCCUUGACAACUUGUACAACUAUUCCUAUGAGGGUGUGUCCACCGUUAGAGGGAUUGUUGUUGAUUCAUGGGUAUCUGUACGAGACUUUGAAGAGUUUCCCAAUGGCGUGAAUGUCACUAAUGCUGUGUUCGAAAUAUUUUUCACACGCCCAAAAACUAUUGUUGUAAAUGGCCACUCCGUAUCUACCCUGCCAGUUGUCGUCAGGGCAAAGAUCAGUGGCAACUUCACCACCUACUACAACGGCUCCGUCCUAAGUAAAUGGAGAUCACUGCCGUACGAUUUCUUUGAUGUUUCCACUCAGCGUCCUCCCUAUGAUGCUUAUGAUGUUUCGUCCUGUUAUGAUGAUGAUAAUGUUAUAUCUGUCGUGCUAAUAAUUCCUGGAUCUCUUACUGGCUUUAACUUGGCAGAUUUCAGGGAGAAUAUUCGUGAAAGCAUCAGCAAUUAUACUGGAGUGUCCCCUCUCCAGAUCGCAAGCGUCAGUGUAAUUAGAUCCAAUGGUAGUGCCAUCUUUGUUCAUGUGCACAUUGCAAACCUGACCACUAUUGCCACAACCCCUCAAGAGGAGAGAAUCAAUUCAGAUAUGGCACUGCAACUACUUAUCAAGGGUACCAGCAACUCCUCACGUCCAUUCACCAUCACUAUCCCUCCCAACAUCACUGUGGCCCCUUCGAUCCACAUUAGUGGUCAGGGCCGAGCCGUGCCAAGCAACUGUGACAUGCCCACUCAAGCCCCCAACACUGCUAUUCCUGCCACUUGUCCUCCUCCCAACAACAUUCAGGAUCAGCUCCUCCUCAAGGACAGAGAGAUCAUUGGCGUUGGAAUUGGUCUGUUGUUUGGAGGCAUGAUCAUUGGUUUCCUGCUGACCUUGCUUGUUAUCUGCAUAUGCCGCUGUGUGUGUGGUGUGGGGCGUGGUUCGUAUAAAGUAGGCAGGAAUGUCCAGUAUCAGAAGCAUAACGAUGAUGUCGCCUUUCCCACAUAAAAUAGCACAGUUAUUAUAGUAUAUUAUUGUAUUAAUAAAGUGCCACAACUUUACAGCUGAUUUUUUGUUAUAGCAAUAGCUUGUAGUGUUUAAAUGUGUGAUUGUGUUUCUUUAGCAUAUUUCGUGACAAUUUACAUGAAGUAUAAUUAUAUUAAAAUAGUAAUUGAA